Messenger RNA from Prorocentrum cordatum, 1833 nucleotides. The record is from the annotation of a GenBank genome assembly. Lineage: Eukaryota; Dinophyceae; Prorocentrales; Prorocentraceae.
AUGAAUCACUCCUUACAGAAGCCUCAGCCCAUGGAGGGCGCGCCCGUGCUGCCGGGCGGCUCUCUCGCGGGGGCGGCGGCGGGAGACGACGCCUCGCUGGCGGGCACUCGGGGGGAGCUGCUGCGGCGCCUCUCUGACCACGAGGAGCUGCUGCAGCGGCUGGCGGCACAGCAGCUCGUGCUCGAGCGCGUGGAUCGCAAGGUGGAGCGGAUCCUACAAGAGUUCGGGAGGCGGGGGCUCAGCCCCGCGCCUCAGCACCAGUGCUGCGUCGCGGACCGCACUCUCUGGGCCGAGGCCGACGCCGCACUGGGCGUCCUCCGGACCGAGCCAGCCACGCAGCCGAAGCUCGACCAGGCGAGUGUCACCCCACCAGGGCUGCAGGCCCGGAGCCCCAGGGAGGGCCUGCAGGACCCAGCCGAGCCGGUCAUGCACCCGCAGGUCGACCAGCCGAGUGUCCCCCCACCCGCGCGGGAGGAUUGGGGCCACAAGGAACGCCUGCAGGAGCUGCCGCGUCGGAGCUCCUGGUCUGCUGCAUCGACAGAGCUGUCUGCUCAGACAUUAAACAAGCUGCCCAGCGACCGAGGGCUUCUCGGGAGGGCCACGGGCAGCCAGGCAUUCGAUGGGCUGUGCGCAUUCGUGAUCCUGCUCAACGCCGUUGCCCUCGGUCUGGAGGUGAACUUCGAGAUGGUGGACGCUCUCGAUGAACCUGGGAGCGAUUCCGAGUGGAAUCCUCCUGUGUGGCUGCGCGUUCUACAACUGUCAUUUAUCGCGUUCUACAUGUUGGAGCUGUCCCUGAGGUUUGCUGCGAACAGGAGUCAGUUUUUUCGAGGAGUCGAUAGGCAUUGGAAUAUGAUGGAUUCUUUACUUGUGGUCACGGCAGUAUACGAGGAGGUUUCUAAGUCUGCCUCGGUAGAAACUGGUGCAAACGACCUGUCAUUCUUGCGACUCUUGCGACUCCUGAAGAUGCUGAAGAUGUUCAGGGUAUUUCGUCUGCUGCGCUUCUUUCGCGACAUCCGAACCAUGUUGGCAACGUUGAUGGGAUCCUUUAUGGCCCUGUUCUGGGCCUGCAUCAUGCUGGCAGUCAUCCAGUACGCACUCGCACUUGUGUUCCUGCAGGGUCUAUCGACAUAUGUGCGUGAAACGCCGCUCGACGAGAUGGGCCCAAAGACCAUCAACAAUAUUGCGACACAGUGGAAUUCAAUUACAGAGGCAAUGCUCACAUUGUACAAGGCGACCUGUGGUGGCAAAGAUUGGGCUGACCUUUCGGACCCUAUCCGUGAAGCGAGCUCCUCGAACUUUUACGUGUACUACAUCUUGUUCUUACUAUACAUUGCGUUCUUCAUUGUAUCGGUCAUGAAUGUGCUCACUGGAAUGUUCGUAGAUAGUGCAUCCAAAAUCAGGGACAAGGACAAUGAAGACAUGAUCGAUCUUGUCAUUGAGGACUCUCGUUCCACGAUCGGGCGGUUCAAAGAGUUCGUGCUGGACAAGAUGGCCGACCGUGGCGCUCCCGACGGGCAAGGCUUCUCCUGGGACGUGAUCCAAAGGUUCCGCAACUCAGUACCGGUCAAGGAGCUGCUCCGCUCUCUGCAGCUCGAGCUCCCGGAGGCCCGGAACAUCUUCAAGGUGUUGCAGAUGGAGACCGGCGACUACCUCGAGGAUACCGUCGACGUCGACGAGUUCAUACACCUGUGCGAGGCCAAGCUGAAGGACUCCAACAUCGUCCUGGCCACCGUGGCCUACGAGUGCAAGCAGCUCAACAUGAAGGUGCACCGCCUGGCGUGCGCCGCGCAGGCCGGCGCCCGCGCCCGCGGGGCCGCGCCGAAGCCGCGCUAG